AUGACUCAACAACAAACACAAAACCAUUUUGGUAGUAAAAUUAAUACUAAUUUUAUAUUUACACAACAGAAACAACAUCAGCAGAAGCACCAGCUACAACGGGAUCAAACUAACGAUGAUGGCGAAACAAAUGAUGCGCCCGGCUCAUCGAAUCACACCGAUACGCAUGGUAGCGUCGGUGUGCCGACACUGCCUGCAGCAGCGCUAUCUCUGUCCGCAACAUCCGUAGGCAGCACACCGCCGAGCAGCGCUGAAGCGACAAAUAUCAACAAUUUCGCUUAUUACACGGGCGCCGCUGAAACGGUGGCAGCAACGGCUGUCACAGCUGCAACGCACCGACAUGCUGACGCAGCAACGCCACCACUACCACCCCCAUCACAAUCGUUGCCGCCAUCAUCAGCUGUGGCGGCCUCAUCAGCAACAGAGUACUAUCCACCAUCACACCAGCAGAUGCAGCUACAGCUACAACAACAAUACGAGCAGCGUUAUCAACUGCAAACAGCCUAUUAUCACCAGCAACAGCAGACGCCGCCAUCGCAAUCGCAGCAAGAAGACCAAUCAGCAACGUACGUGACGUCACAACAGCCGUCUACACAAUACCAACAUGCGGCGGCCACAACAACAACAGUAAAUCAACAUGCUGCGCGCAGCAACAGACAAGCAACGCAGUCGACAGCCACACACCACACAACGAACACAUCACAAGUAGCAACAACAACACAGCAGCAGCAACCUGCAGCAAUGGCGCACGCGUUGACACAAACCACACAGCAACAACAACAACCGUGUCAACGGACGUCAGCAGUCACUCAAAGCACUGACCAACAAAUGGACGUAGAGGAGACCCAAACCACCUCCAACACCAUAAGGUCCGAAAUCGCUAUACCCAAAGCGUCGGCUGCACCCGUUGCCGCUCCAAGGACCAGGGUUAUGCGACCACCGCCAUCCGCCGAAGCAGUCAGGUAG
Messenger RNA from Bactrocera dorsalis (oriental fruit fly), 966 nucleotides. RefSeq names its product LIM and SH3 domain protein Lasp-like. The record is from RefSeq and is a predicted model, not a curated record. The coding region runs from base 1 to 966 and encodes 321 amino acids. The transcript is spliced from 2 exons. Lineage: Eukaryota; Metazoa; Arthropoda; Insecta; Diptera; Tephritidae.